Molecule: messenger RNA, 1664 nt
Organism: Dimorphilus gyrociliatus
Lineage: Eukaryota; Metazoa; Annelida; Polychaeta; Dinophilidae
Source: the annotation of a GenBank genome assembly
AUUGCACUUGUCAAUUGCAAAGUAUUAGAGGGAAAAAUGAAGUGUUUACUUGCGUAUGUUGCUUUGUCGGCUAUUGUUUUUUGCGAAGCUAAUUUGCCAGGCUUACCGUUUCUUCAAAGUGCCUUAUUUAAAAAGAGAUCGUCCGGUAAACGUUUCACGGUUGAAGAGGCAGCUGAUGCCGAUGCUCAACUUCAACGUCGAAUUCAAACAGAAUGUUACCCUAAAGUUAUGGCUUGUUGUGCUGGAAAUCCAAACAGCUGCGCUCAAUGCGAAAAUGAUAUGACCAAAUGUGUUCAUAGAAUCACAAGUGAAAUCUAUGCCUCUUACAAUUACGUUUAUCCCGAUAGUGAUAAGAAGAGAUCUGCACAUCAGCUCGUAGCUAGAGCAGUAGAGAAGACUAAGAGGCAAAUAUCUAAGGCCGAUAUUUUAACUGCUCAGAAAAAUUCCCAACAAAGGGCAAUGACAGAAUGCAAUCAACCAGCUCAGGAGUUUUUUAUGAACUGCCUAUCAAGCGGAAAAUCGCAAAACCAAUGUAGCAGUGAAGUCGAAGCUGUAGUUGCUGAAUGUUCAAAAAAAAUUGCCAUAGAAGAAUUCUCUAAAUUUGGGAUGACUAUACCUUCAAAACGAGGCAUAAAGAGACAAAUUUCGAACGCCGAUCUUGAAAAGAUGCAAAGAGUUGUUACUCAAAGAGUUAGGGAUGAGUGUAGUGGACCAGCUCAGGAGUCAUUUAUGAAAUGUUUAGGAAGUGGUAAAUCUCAAGGUCAAUGUUCAUCUGAACUUGAACCUAUGGUUGUAGCCUGUUCAAACAAAAUAGCUAUGAAAGAAUAUGCAAAGUUGGGUAUUACUAUUCCUGGAAAGAGAGAUCUUAAGAGACAAACUUCCCAGGCUGAUCUUCAGCGUGUUCAACAAAUAACCACUCAAAGAGCAAUGAUUGAAUGCCGUCAACCAGCUCAGAAUUUCUUCUUGAGCUGCAUGGGAAAGGGUCAAAGCCCUGAGCAAUGUUCUUCAGAAGUUGAAGCCAUGGUUAUGGAAUGUUCUACAAGAAUUGCUCAAGAGGAAUAUGUUAAAAUUGGCAUUUCUUUGCCAUCAAAGAGAAACGGACAUAAGAGAGCGGUUAGUGAAGGAGAUAUUCAAAAUGCCCAAAGUAUUGCAUCUAACCGAGCCAUGACCGAAUGCAGGAAGCCUACACAGGAUUUCUUCAUGGACUGCUUGCGCAAAGGUAAUCCCCAAGAACAAUGUUCAAGAGAAGCAGAAUCCGUAGUUGUGGAAUGUUCAAAUAAGAUUGUCCAAGAAGAAUUUGCCAAAAUAGGCUUUAAUUUACAAUCGCUAUCAAAGAGAGAAGAAAUAACUUACGAACAGCAGAUGGCAAUCGCGCAAGAAAUUCAAGAAAAAUGCUCUCCGCAAUCAGAUGCCUGCUUUAAAUCUUGCCAGGAUUUUCAAUGUUUUGAUAAAUGUCAAUUAGAACUUUCUGCUUGCACCGCUGUAAUCUAUCAAAACUAUGGAAUCGAGAUAAUUGACAAGAAACGAUCGCUUUAAGGGAAUCUUGUUAGAUAUUUAAUUGAUAAAUUAUAUUUUCCUAUAAGUAUGUUAGUAUAGAGCAAAUAAAAAAGUUCAAAGGAAACACAUGGAUAUAUAAUUUGAAUAUUAAUUUUUUGUUAUUUGGC